This is a messenger RNA of Salmo salar (Atlantic salmon), 4566 nucleotides long. Its product is annotated as extended synaptotagmin-2-B. The record is from RefSeq and is a predicted model, not a curated record. NCBI's taxonomy places the organism in Eukaryota, Metazoa, Chordata, Actinopteri, Salmoniformes, Salmonidae. Gene Ontology annotation, molecular function: calcium-dependent phospholipid binding; phosphatidylcholine binding; phosphatidylethanolamine binding. Gene Ontology annotation, cellular component: endoplasmic reticulum membrane. Gene Ontology annotation, biological process: lipid transport.
UUCCUGUUAGAAAAAUUAGAAGGGGCUGGUCAUAUUGUGUUGUGUGCGUGUAGAAGAGAAACGCACUCUAAAGCAGGAUGUGGUGAAGGGAUUAUUGGGCUACAUUGGAAACUAAACUAGUCGAAGGAACCCAUGCAGUGUACGGGACUGGUACACUGAAUUCAAAGGAUUACGGAUGUCGAAUACGGAAACGGAGUGGAAAUGAGAAGAGCGGCAGCGGCAAACAGUGGAGCUCAAGGAGCAGCUCCUGGAAAGACAAUUUCCACAGGACCAACAACAGCCAAGGAAAAUGGACCGACAACGCCGAGCCCUCCAGUCAGCCCUACGACCCCAAUCGCCCCGGUGGAUCUGGGAGAUGAGCCACAGUCCUCCGUCACAGACGCCACUCGGAUGUGGAUGAAAUUUGCCAAGACCUUCAUCGUUAUUUUUCCCAUUUACGUGUUGGGAUAUUUUGAGUUCAGCUUCAGUUGGGUUCUAAUAGGGCUUGCCAUCUUUUUCUGGUGGAGAAGAAACCAAGGGCAUAAAAACAACAGAUUGACCCGUGCCUUGGCGUUCUUGGAGCAUGAAGAGAAAACUGUAAAACAACAUUUGUCGACCUCUGAGUUGCCACCAUGGGUCCAUUUUCCAGAUGUGGAGAGAGUGGAAUGGCUCAACAAGACAGUGAAACAGAUGUGGCCGUACAUCUGUCAGUUUGUUGACAAGCUGUUCAGAGAAACCAUUGAGCCGGCUGUGAAGGGGGCUAAUGCUCACCUCAGCUCCUUCUGCUUCACCAAGAUCGACAUGGGGGACAAGCCUCUAAGGGUGAACGGGGUCAAAGUGUACACUGAGAAUGUGGACAAACGACAGAUUAUAAUGGACCUGGAGAUUAGCUUUGUUGGAAAUACAGAGAUUGAUGUUGACAUCAAGAAAUACUACUGCAGAGCUGGUAUAAAAAGUAUACAGCUUCACGGUGUCUUGAGGGUCGUCAUGGAGCCCCUGCUCGGAGACAUGCCAUUGAUCGGAGCCCUGUCAGUUUUCUUCCUGAAGAAGCCUUUGCUGGAUAUAAACUGGACAGGCCUCACAAAUAUGCUGGACAUUCCAGGAUUGAAUGGCUUGUGUGAUAACCUGAUCCAAGACAUCAUCUACAGCUACCUGGUCCUGCCCAACCGCAUCACCAUUCCUCUGGUGGGAGAGGCUCAGCUGGCUCAGCUACGCUUUCCAAUACCUAAAGGUGUCCUGAGGAUUCACUUCCUGGAGGCCCAGGACCUGUUAGGGAAGGAUAAGUUCCUGGGGGGUCUGAUCAAGGGCAAGUCAGACCCGUACGGUGUCCUUCACAUCGGCAACCAGCUGUUCCAGAGUAAGGUGGUCAAGGAGAACAUCCAUCCCAAGUGGAACGAAGUCUAUGAGGCUUUGGUGUAUGAGCACUCAGGACCACAGAACCUGGAGAUAGAGCUGUUUGAUGAGGACACAGACCAGGAUGAUUUCCUAGGAAGUUUACUGAUAGAUGUGGCUGAACUUCAGAAGGAACAGAAAGUUGAUGAGUGGUUUGUCAUGGAGGAGGUGAACACCGGAAAGCUGCAUUUAAAACUAGAGUGGCUGUCUCUGCUCCCCACUCCUGAAAAGCUGGAUCAGGUGCUGACCAGUAUUAAGGCUGAUAAAGGCCAGGCUAACGAUGGCCUGUCGUCUGCCCUUCUGGUGGUCUACCUGGACUCAGCAAGGAACCUUCCAAGUGUGUUCGAGGGGAACUUGGGUUCUGGCUACUUAAAAGAGAGGAGAGCUUCGGGCCUAGUCUUUUGUGAGAAUACAGCCUCUCUCUAUAGGACCUUAUUUUCUGGUAAGAAAGUGAGCAGCGUCCCGAGUCCAUUUGUACAAUUCACAGUCGGCCACAAAACCUAUGAGAGUAAGACGAGGUAUAAGACCAACGAGCCUGUAUGGGAAGAGGCGUUUACUUUCCUCAUCCACAACCCCAAAUGCCAAGAGCUGGAGGUCGAGGUGAAGGAUGAGAAACAUGAGUGUUCCCUGGGGACUCUGAACCUGCCCCUGGUGCGUCUCCUAGAGGCUGAGGAAAUGACACUACACCAGCGCUUUCCUCUCAAGAACUCUGGGCCCAGCUGCACCCUCAAGAUAAAGAUUGCACUGAGGGUUCUGUGUCUGGAGAAGCUGAUAGCGUCAGACCAGACGUCCUCGGUGCAGGUUCGUAAGGCUAGCACUAGUAACCCCAUUCCCAUGAAGAGACCGCUAGUCUCCGAACCCCCCAACCCUGUCCCUGUCUUAGACCUCCCCAGCUCUGUGGCCGCCUCCACCCAGGAGCUCCACAGGAGAGGGGGGGAUGACGAGCCCUACUCAGGGGGACCGGUAGGCAUCGGCCUGGCCGACGCAGGUAGGAGCACCUCCAACCUGGCCAUCUCUGGCUCUCAGAAACACCUGGCCCACAGGGGGUCAACCCCCAGCAUCGCCUCAGACAUCUCCAACCCCUACGCCACACAGGAGCUCCAGCAGAGGCUGAGAGAGCUGCAGAAUGGCUCAGCCAGUCAUUUCCCCCUGGGUGAAGUGCAGUUGACUGUCAGACACAGCUCUCAGAGGAACAAGCUCAUCGUGGUGGUGCACGCCUGUCGAAACCUGAUUGCGUUCACAGAUCACUUGUCAGAUCCAUACGUGCGGCUCUAUCUUCUACCUGACAAGCGAAGGUCUGGGAGGAGGAAAACCCACACGCACAAGAAGACACUGAACCCUGUCUACGACCAGAUAUUUGAGUUCAGUGUGUCGAUCGUGGAGCUACACAGGAGGACUCUGGACGUGGCGGUAAAGAACGGAGGAAAUAUCUUCUCCAAACACAAAGGGCUGCUGGGGAAGGUUCUUGUGGAUCUGACUUACGAGGAUAUCGCAAAAGGAUGGACACAAUGGUAUGAGUUGAGUGAAGAUGGGCUGAAAAAACCUCUUCAGCAGCUAUAGACUACACCAUGAAAGUUAGAGGAGGACCUAACCUAACCAAGUCUUCAACCAUGUAUCAUUGCCACCAGAGUCCGCAUGUGUCAAGGAUCUCAGAGUAGUGCUGAUUUAGGAUCAGUUUGGCCUUUUAGAUCAGAAUAAAUAAGGUAAUAUGGACAUGAAUCCAUAAUAAAUAAGAUUACAUAGACAGGGGGGGGACAUGAUCGUAGAUCAGCACUCCUACUCUGAGACGCAUGAUACAUACAGCCCAAAUCUUUUACAAACGUAACUGCCUUUUCCAUACAGUUGCUUUUAAGCCCGUGGGCAAAUCUUCUAUUUGUUUUCCCUUUUUUAAUUACGAUUAUUAUUAUUUACAUGACUCGCAAUUGUAAAAAAAAAAAAAAGCUUUUGAUAUUCAUUUAUACACAUCAGUUGCAUCGUUAUCGCUGCCCACUUAGAAACUCUCCAGUGCAAUAGUAAGAAAGGGAGUAUGUGGUGUUAAAAUGAAUGAAAAAAAGAAUUCCAUAUUUAAAGAGGAAAUUAUUGAGGACUGUAACAAAAUAUCUAUUUUCUUGCUACGGCUGUGACAGCAGGUUUAACCGCCUUGGUUUAUGUGGAGAAUGUACAACAUAUAUGUACAAUGAGGACUAAAGAAGAGGUUUAUUAUAGUGUUAGUAGAGGGAGGUUUCGCUUGGUCAAAAUUACCAUUUCAUUUUUAGAAUUAAACAAACUACGUAUAAACUCUACAAUCUAAAAAUAACUUUGUCAGAGCAUGGCUACAAGUUGACAGUCUCUCCUCUAAGUUAAAGAAUGCACCUAGUACAGUACUUGGCCACCAAAGACACAAGUGUUUCAUUUUAUUGCCUACAUGGGGUUUUAACUAAGCCAAAUAUGUAUGCAUGUUUGCACAGUAUUUGUUUCCUUAUUUAAAGUCUUUCAAAGCAUAGUGUUUAGGAACAGUAAUAAUAACAGAACUUGCUCUAGUUAACCUCACAGGAAUAUUCCAGCCUCCUUCAAAUCAUUGUGGCUUAUCAUAAUUGAUUUUCCAACUCUGAAAUCAGGACAGAUCAAUUAUGUAUGGAUGGUGAAAUAUAUGUAUCAUGUUUGUGAUCAAUAAAUAUACCAGUCUUAAUUCUGUUUUUGUAUUACAAACACAUUUCAGCAUGCAUAUCUUAUUCGAAGCUUCUCUUUAAUGCAAUCGCUUGCAAAAAAACAAACACAUGAUAAGGAUUAAGGAAUUGUUUUGGUUUACGUUGCGGGUAUGACCCUAUUGUAUCCGGUUACCCCAUUAAUGAUGCAUAUUAAUGGAAAACAUUUCAGAUUGUACCAUGUUUAGACUGUACCAUAUUGGCGUGUAACCUAAUGUAUUAGUUAUGAUUUGUGUUCUCAAACCUCUGUCCUUUUUUAAACUAGUUGGUUGCCUACCUAUGUGUAAGCCAUCAAAUGAAAACGGUCUCUGAAGUCAAGUUCUUAUCCUCUUGUUCUGAACUGGUUCGCCUUCUCCAUGUACUUUAUUUAUCUUGUGCCUUAAAUCCACAAAUAUUAAGAUAUUUUAAAGUAUAAAGAAGCUGUUACGGUUUCCAUGUUUGAGAAUUUCUACUUAUGUCUUUUAAAUAAUAAAGAGCUUUUGCUGUAUGCACAGCAAUAAGCUGUAUAUUA